Molecule: messenger RNA, 656 nt
Organism: Thunnus maccoyii (southern bluefin tuna)
Lineage: Eukaryota; Metazoa; Chordata; Actinopteri; Scombriformes; Scombridae
Gene: ccl25a
Product: chemokine (C-C motif) ligand 25a
Exons: 5
Coding region: 100-408 (102 amino acids)
Biological process (GO): neutrophil chemotaxis; chemokine-mediated signaling pathway; monocyte chemotaxis
Cellular component (GO): extracellular region
Molecular function (GO): CCR chemokine receptor binding; chemokine activity
Source: RefSeq, a predicted model, not a curated record
UGCUUUAUAAGAGCGCCUCGCCUGCAAAGGUUGACAGACACAAGAAGAGAGCUUCACUAUACGUCUGGAGCAGAGAGCUGCAACUAUACCUACUGCACCAUGAGGUUCAACACGUUGUUCUUUUUGCUGAUCCUAUCCGGUCUCUGUCUUGCAUUGGCACAAGUUUCCUAUGAUGACUGUUGUCUAAAGUAUGUGAGAAGAUUGAGCAAAGGCACUCAGAAACAUGCAGUGAAAUACAGAGAACAGAAAACAGAUGGAGGUUGCAACAUCCCUGCAAUAAUCUUCACCAUGAGGAGGGGCCGUAUGAUUUGCGCAAACCCAAAGGAUACAUGGGUGAUAGAACUGAUGGAGAGAAUUGACAACAAAAAACCCCACAACAAGCACCAUCUACAAGGACAGAAAAGCUGAGGGUGAUUGUAAUAUCUUAUCAUUAAGUAUCAAGAGGUUUUAUGGGGAAGUUAGCGCAUCCUUCUGGAAGGCAAUCAAGGAAGUUUGCCAAGGAAAUCUUUUAGCAUUGCUUUUGCUUUCAUUCUGCUUUAUCACAAUAAUGACAUUGUUUAGGGUGGAACAGCUGAUGCUGACCAGCCACCACACAUUAAAGUGCCUUUAAUAGUAUGGCUGCUACAAUGAGAAUAUUUGUGCCCAUUUUCUUGCUU